AAAUUAUAACAUAUAAAUAUCGAUAAAAAUCUAGCGAUCCCAACUCUUAACAAGACGCAAUAAUUAGGGAUAAUAUUAAAUAACAUGUCAGAUUUAACUUGGAACAAUAAGACCCAAUCAACCGUCAAAGAUUAUUUAUUGUUUAAAUUUUUACAAUCUCACAGUCAGAGAUAUUCUAAAGACUGAAAAAUAUUGAAUAUACUGGACUUUAAAUGGUAAAAUAUGUAUGCUAAUUUGACAAAAAGUGUAGUUAUUUUGAAAAAAUAGCCGACUAACAACUAUUCCCAAAGUAUAAAAUGAUACCGUGACAAAAAUAAAAGACUUUGGAGUGUUUUGUUUUAGAAGAUAACAAUCACUAAUUGUUUUAUCUGGACCUUACAAGCGUAUGAAUACUCAAUAUACAUAUUACAUCAAGACAUUAACUAACUUAAGACAUUGUUUAUCUUAUAAAGAAACUAGUGCGGAUAUACAAACUAACAGACCAAAGUCUUUUUAGAGAAUGUUUUUGAGAUGUUUAAACCAAAUAAUUUCUAUAAUUGAUUGGAACGUUAAGUAACCUUUGAAGAAACAGAAGUAAAACAUCUUCAUACAACUUGGAUAAGUCAUCAAAAUAUCAACACAAACAAAUAACGUAAUAAUGACUGAAGAGAGAAUAACACGAAAGUUAUCCAUUCAUAUGGAGCAAAAUGUUAUGGAAUCUGAUGACAAGGAUGACGAGACGUCUCCAAUUGAUGACGAUAUUAUUCACACCGUCACAAAAUUACUAAAGUUCGGCAAAAACGGCAUGAAUUCCCCGGACCAUAUAGAAACUUCUUUGUGUAAAACUCUCCAAGCUGAACGGAAUCACUGGAAAGACAAAACAGAUGCUGCAAUGAAUGAGAUAGAUCGUCAACACAGAGAAACACUCGCCAAUCAAGUUUCGUUACAAAAUUUGAUGGAUAUGUUACAUUUUAAUAAACGAAACAUAAGUCACGCUAAUCUAAAAAUAGACAACAGCAUUACAGAAGAGAAUGCAUCUGUAGAUGACAUGCUGGAUACACUGAAAUACCGGAUUAUUAACCUUAAACAAAUGGCGGGAAUCAUAGACGAAAUGGACGAGACAGAACCACAGGAUAAACUACUUAAAUAUUCCGACAGAGAUAUCGAAUAUCUCAAAAAUGCUAUUGCCAAAGCUCACUGGGAAAAAGAAUCAAUUCAAAAACAACUAACUGAAAGAGUCAACGAGGUUAAAUGGCUGACCUCUGAACUGGAUAAUGUUAAAAUGCACAUGCAUAAACUACAAGAAGUUGUAAAAAAAUACAAUGAAGCCCACACUGGCACAAACUUUCAUUUGAAUGAAGUAAAGAGUGAAGUUCCAAAGAGCCCUGGAAGAACAAUUAAACACUGUGCUGCGCCAUUGAGCUCUCGGCAGAGAACUUAUAUUGAAGGCGAUUGGUUGCAAGGAUAUCCGAAUCCAAUCGAUGAAUCAUCAGCUCUGAAAACACGCCUACAAGCACACAUUUAUUCCAAUAAAAAUGGGAAUUCUAAAAUGGGCGUGGCUCAGUGUUUGAGAUGUCAGAAACUAUUCAAACCAAAAGAAAAUUCCAGCAAGUCUUGCCGCUAUCACCCAAAAGGUCGGGAAAUUACGGAACAAUACGAUGUAAAUGGGAAACUUGUGCACGUUGUGUAUAAAUGGGCUUGCUGUAAAAAAGGACUAGACUCAGCAGGCUGUAUCUAUGGUCACCAUGUCUAAAGUUGUUUCUGUUAUUAAAUGUAUUUGAGUGAUUAAAUCUAUCUUUCAAAGUUUUAAAAGUUCCCCUAGUAUUUAGGUUAAUAAAGAUGUGGUAUGAUUACCAAUGAAAUAAUUCUAUCCACCAGAAAAAAAAAUCAGUAGAACUGAACAGCUAUAUGACACCGUACCUUCUUAUUAGUCAUUUUCUGAAGAGAAAAAAUUAUCUUAUAGAAAAGUUAAAAUCAUUUGAAACACUCUUGGUUUUUUUUUCUCACUUUAAUUAAUAGACAGACUUGUUAGGAUUUUCCAUACUACCAAAUCAAAUAAUAGAUGUGUGUCCUAUUUCCCUACCUACCUGAUUUUUUAUGCUUAAAACUAGCCUACCUUAAAGUUUAUUUUGUCAUUUUUCAAUAAUAAGCAC
Messenger RNA from Mytilus trossulus (common blue mussel), 2132 nucleotides. RefSeq lists its product as uncharacterized. Bases 638 to 1732 code for a protein of 364 amino acids. The transcript has 2 exons. The record is from RefSeq and is a predicted model, not a curated record. Lineage: Eukaryota; Metazoa; Mollusca; Bivalvia; Mytilida; Mytilidae.